Messenger RNA from Lagenorhynchus albirostris (white-beaked dolphin), 3394 nucleotides. RefSeq names its product copine 8 (gene CPNE8). The coding region runs from base 192 to 1700 and encodes 502 amino acids. The transcript has 20 exons. Gene Ontology annotation, biological process: cellular response to calcium ion. The record is from RefSeq and is a predicted model, not a curated record. Gene Ontology annotation, molecular function: calcium-dependent phospholipid binding. Gene Ontology annotation, cellular component: plasma membrane. Lineage: Eukaryota; Metazoa; Chordata; Mammalia; Artiodactyla; Delphinidae.
GAUGUGGGCGCCAGCCAAGCCCACGGCGCCUACCUCCAAGAUGGACAGCCGCUACACCAGCACCGCCGGCCUCGGGGAUUUAAACCAGCUGAGCGCGGCCAUCCCGGCCACACGAGUGGAGGUGUCCGUGUCCUGCAGAAAUCUUCUUGACAGAGACACAUUUUCUAAAUCUGAUCCAAUUUGUGUCUUGUAUGUACAAGGAGUUGGAAAUAAAGAAUGGAGAGAGGUAUGAUGUUGAUUCGAAGAGUCCCAACUUGUCAAAACAUGACUUUCUGGGACAAGUGUUUUGUACAUUGGGGGAGAUUGUUGGUUCACAGGGAAGUCGCCUGGAAAAGUCCAUAGUAGGAAUUCCAGGGAAGAAAUGUGGUACAAUCAUCCUCACAGCAGAGGAAUUAAACUGUUGCAGAGAUGCUGUUCUGAUGCAAUUUUGUGCGAACAAAUUGGACAAGAAGGACUUCUUUGGAAAAUCAGAUCCUUUUCUUGUAUUUUAUCGAAGUAAUGAAGAUGGCAGUUUUACAAUUUGUCAUAAAACAGAAGUUGUCAAAAACACUCUGAAUCCUAUUUGGCAAGCAUUCAAGAUCUCAGUCAGAGCUUUAUGUAAUGGCGAUUAUGACAGAACAGUCAAAGUAGAGGUGUAUGACUGGGAUCGAGAUGGAAGUCAUGAUUUCAUUGGAGAAUUUACAACAAGCUAUAGGGAACUUUCUAGAGGGCAAUCACAGUUCAAUAUAUAUGAGGUGAUAAAUCCCAAAAAGAAAGGAAAAAAGAAGAAAUAUACUAAUUCAGGAACAGUCACGUUACUUUCUUUUGUGGUAGAAACAGAAGUUUCAUUCCUUGACUAUAUUAAGGGAGGAACACAAAUCAAUUUCACAGUGGCUAUUGAUUUUACUGCAUCAAAUGGCAACCCUACCCAGCCCACUUCUCUCCACUACAUGAAUCCUUAUCAACUGAAUGCCUAUGGUAUGGCACUGAAAGCAGUGGGAGAAAUCGUUCAAGAUUAUGACAGUGAUAAAAUGUUCCCAGCUUUAGGUUUUGGUGCAAAACUGCCUCCAGAUGGAAGGAUAUCUCAUGAGUUUGCUUUGCUGCCAUGUUGUUGGAACACUAAAGCAGCCCUAUGCAGAGUUCGUGUUGACCUACUGCCAGCAAACCAUAAUGGGAACCCUCAAAACCCCUACUGUGAUGGCAUUGAGGGUGUCAUGGAGGCUUAUUAUAGGAGUCUGAAAUCUGUACAACUGUAUGGGCCAACCAACUUUGCUCCUGUAAUUAAUCAUGUAGCAAGAUAUGCUUCUUCUGUAAAGGAUGGCUCCCAGUAUUUUGUGCUACUGAUUGUGACAGACGGCGUUAUCUCAGAUAUGGCUCAAACUAAGGAGUCCAUAGUUAAUGCUUCAAAACUUCCAAUGUCAAUAAUUAUAGUAGGUGUUGGGCCAGCAGAAUUUGAUGCAAUGGUUGAAUUGGAUGGAGAUGAUGUAAGAGUUUCCUCCAGAGGAAAAUAUGCUGAAAGGGACAUUGUGCAGUUUGUGCCAUUCAGAGAUUAUAUUGACAGAAGCGGAAACCACAUACUCAGCAUGGCUAGAUUAGCUAAAGAUGUCCUAGCGGAGAUCCCAGAGCAGUUUCUCUCCUACAUGAGGACCAGAGGAAUCAAGCCAUCACCUGCACCUCCCCCGUACACCCCACCUACACAUGUGUUACAUACUCAAAUAUGACUGUGCUCCAAAAUGCUAAUGUAACUACACUUCAGUUAGAACUGCUGAGUCCAUGCUUUUCUUCUGGUGCUCUAUAAGGAACCAGGGAAUGAGAUACAUUUCUCAGUUUGGUUUCAGCAGUAUUGGUUUGUAUGCUUUCUUGGAUCCAAAAUUUAUCAUCUUCCUAAACCAAAACUGUAAAUACGGUUGUUGCAUGAGCAACAGAAAAAUUGUUUAAAUGCUUGAAGCAAAAUAUGGAUGUAUUCUCUGAAUCUUUAAAUGUUUUCUAGACAGAAACAGCUAAUUUCCAAUGUACUGUUGGGAAAAAGCACAACCUGUGUUUUUAACUCAAAUAUUGUCCUUGACUGCUAUGUAUAUAGGAAAGCAGUCUCUCUAUAUCAAUGUUUACAUGUUACUACUUUUUAGAUUCCAAUACUUUUAUAACUGUUCUUAAGAAUACAAGUUUUGAAUAUUGAAUCCUUUGUCUUCUAAAUUGCAAUAGCUAUAAUCACAAGAGCAAUAUCUCUUUGAAUGACUGUCUGGAGAAAUGCAAUUGCAAGCAAGGGAAGGUAAAGAUACUUUUAUAUUUCUCAGUAAGUGAAUUGUCUUAUGAAGCUGUAUCUGCUUAGUAAUCAGUUCCUCUGUGCCAUUUGCCAAGUAUGGGAGUUUACACUUAGCAGAUGUGUAUUCUGAAAGAACAUGCAUUUUUCAUGAAGUUUGGGUUCUAAAUUUAGACUGCAAUUUGUUUAUGUUUUGUAAUGCUAAGUAGAAAUAAUAAAAAGUCAAACAUCGUGAACUGUAAAUGCACAGAAAAUACUUGGUGUAAAAAGUAGCAUCUUUAUAUUACAAUACUAUGUAGAAAGACUAAAAUCCAGAAUAUUUGACUGUGAACCAUGUAGCAGAUGUUUUAAACUUUCUAUUUCAUUGUACCUUGUCUAGAUAUUUUAAGUCAAAGGGAUACUGGCUCUCUUGAUUUGCAUUCCUUUCCAAGUUGCCACGCAGGGUGCACAGGCUGGAAGUUUUUUGCGAAAUUCCCUGUUAAAUAUACACAACCAUGUGACGUAGUGCACAACACAUUUGUGAAAUAACCCACUCCUAUACACUGACUGAUCUGCCUAUCCACAAUUAAUUGUAAAGAGUUUUUGCAUGUACAGUUUUUAUGAGAAUUGCAGUUUUGUGACAAGAAUGACAGUUGUGUCUAAAUUAAAACAUAUCUUUAGAACAAAUGGCCUUAAAUUCUCACAGAAUUCCUGGUAAUGAUUGUGAAUUACCUUUAAGUAAUAGAAAAGUGAAUUUAUUUUUUUUUUCUUUUGUGUCAACAAUGUAACUGCUUUAUAAUAUUUUCCUUACUUAUACCCUAUUUACUACUGGUUUAUUUCUACUGUAUGUUGUUCUCUUUGUCCCACGUUGACUAAGGGUGACUUUUAUAAGCAUGAAACUAUUUUACGGAAAACAAAAAUAUAUACAUUCACAUAUCUAACAGAAUCGAUGUUAUAUAAUUAUGUACUCCUAAAUUGUCCAUUUUGGAGUAUACAUUAAAAUCUUUUAAAGAUUAACUAUUUGCUCUGUAAACUUUAUGUAUAAAUGACAUGGAAUCUGAUGAUUUCCUUUACUGGUCUCAAAUAUUUAUGUCAGUAUAGUUUAUUAGCCUACAAUUGUAUUAUUUGCCUUCAUUCAUCAGUUCUAAAGAACGAAAAUAAAUAAGAUCAAUAUUA